Messenger RNA from Rosa chinensis, 1156 nucleotides. RefSeq names its product G-type lectin S-receptor-like serine/threonine-protein kinase LECRK4. NCBI's taxonomy places the organism in Eukaryota, Viridiplantae, Streptophyta, Magnoliopsida, Rosales, Rosaceae. The record is from RefSeq and is a predicted model, not a curated record. Gene Ontology annotation, molecular function: protein kinase activity; ATP binding. Gene Ontology annotation, biological process: protein phosphorylation. The annotation marks the transcript as partial. The transcript has a single exon.
AGAAGCAACAAAUGGAAUCAACGAAGAAAUAGGGAAGGGUUCUUUUGGAAUUGUUUACAAAGGAUAAUACAAAUUGGUUCGGGUGUCCAGGUGGCUGUGAAGAACUUCAACUGCGUGAUACAAGAUGGUGAGAAGGAAUUCAAGACGGAACUGAACAUUAUUGGUCAGACACAUCACAAGAAUCUGGUUCACCUAGUUGGAUAUUGUGAUGAGGGACAACAGCGAUCACUAGUAUAUGAAUUCUUGAGCAAUGGAACACUAGCAAGCUUCCUUUUUGGUGAUGAGAAACCCAGUUGGAGGCAGCGAAUGGAAAUUGCUUGUGGUGUUGCCAAAGGGCUUCUGUAUUUGCAUGAAGAGUGUACCACGCAAAUCAUCCUUUGUGAUAUAAAGCCUCAGAACAUUCUUCUUGAUGAUAAUUACAUUGCUUGGAUCUCUGAUUUUGGCUUGGCGAAACUAUUGAUGACGAAUCAGAGCAAGACGCAUACUGCCAUUAGAGGAACAAAAGGGUAUGUUGCACCUGAGUGGUUUAGGAACACGGCGAUCGCUACCAAAGUUGAUGUGUCUAGCUUUGGAGUUGUGCUGCCAGAGAUCAUUUGCUGCAGGAGAAGUGUUGAUAUGGAAAAUAACUGUGAAGAGAAAGCAAUUUCGACUGAUUGGGUUUAUGAUUGCUACCGGGAGCGUUAGAGUCUGUUCUGGAUCACGAAGUCGACGCCUUGGAAGGUGAAAUGAAGCUGGAGGAGACUGUCAUGAUUGCUCUUUGGUGUAUUCAAGAAGACCCAUCUCUUCGACCCACGAUGAGGAAGGUUGUACAGAUACUUGAAGGAUUAGUGGAAGUACAUGUUCGACCAUGCCCAUCCCCAUAUAACAGUGGCGUGAAACUUGUUUGGUUUGUGUUGCAGUCAAAGAUUUACAGCCAGUACUAGCUAGCUUUUCAUGUUUAUUUACUGUGUGUUUUCUUUCAUGUGUGUUUAAUUUGUAGCUUUGUUCUGUGAUCACUUGGAUUUUGUGUGUCCUUCAUCAUAAGAGAUCAUUAUGAUUUCAUUAGGAAUAAUAAGGUGUGGUUGUAAAACAUAUACCUGCAGGUUUUCAUUAGAAAUUAGCUUCAGCUUCAAGCAUAUACCUUCAGUUUCACGUUGAGGUUGCCAUUUUGAUGUGU